Messenger RNA from Anas platyrhynchos (mallard), 7004 nucleotides. The record is from RefSeq and is a predicted model, not a curated record. NCBI's taxonomy places the organism in Eukaryota, Metazoa, Chordata, Aves, Anseriformes, Anatidae.
UUCGCGCGAGGGGGGCUAGGGGGCAGCCAUGGCGGCCGAGCGGGGCCGGGGGCGGCGGCGGCGGCGGCGCGGGCGGCGCUGAGGGGGCCCCGGGAAGGCCCCGGGAAGGCUCCGGGCCUCGCCCCCCCGCCGGGGAGCCAUGAGCCAAGGCGGCGGGGCCGGCGGUGAGAGCGGCGAGCCCGAGGCUAAGGUGCUGCACACCAAGCGGCUGUACCGAGCAGUGGUAGAGGCUGUUCAUCGAUUGGAUCUCAUCCUCGGUAACAAGGCAGCGUAUCAAGAAGUGUUCAAGCCAGAGAACAUCAGCUUGAGGAACAAGCUGCGAGAGCUGUGUGUGAAGCUGAUGUUCUUGCACCCAGUGGAUUAUGGAAGAAAAGCAGAAGAACUGCUCUGGAGGAAAGUUUACUAUGAAGUUAUCCAGCUCAUUAAAACAAAUAAAAAGCACAUUCACAGCCGCAGCACUCUGGAGUGCGCGUACCGGACUCACUUAGUUGCUGGCAUCGGAUUUUACCAGCACCUUCUCCUCUACAUUCAGUCUCACUAUCAGCUGGAGCUGCAGUGCUGCAUCGACUGGACGCAUGUCACAGAUCCCUCUAAUAGGUUGGUGCUCGGCUGCAAGAAACCCGUGUCUGCAUCGGAGAAGGAGAUGGAGUGGGCACAGAUGGCAUGUCACAGAUGCCUGGUUUAUCUCGGAGAUCUAGCUCGCUAUCAGAAUGAACUGGCAGGAGUGGACACAGAGUUGCUGGCUGAGCGGUUUUACUAUCAAGCCCUUUCUGUUGCACCGCAAAUUGGCAUGCCUUUUAAUCAGCUGGGGACAUUGGCUGGGAGCAAAUACUACAACGUGGAAGCCACCUAUUGCUAUUUACGCUGUAUCCAGUCUGAAGUGUCCUUCGAAGGUGCCUAUGGGAACCUGAAGCGUCUGUACGACAAAGCAGCCAAAAUGUAUCACCAGCUGAAGAAAUGUGAAACCAGGAAGCUGUCUCCCAGCAAGAAACGGUGCAAAGACAUUAAGAGGUUGCUGGUGAGCUUUAUGUACCUGCAGAGCCUUUUGCAACCAAAGAGCAGCUCUCUGGAUUCCGAGCUGACGUCACUCUGCCAGUCUGUACUGGAGGAUUUCAACCUGUGCUUGUUCUACCUGCCUUCUCCUCCUAACCUGAGCUCAACCAGCGAAGAUGAAGAGGAGUAUGAGAGCGGCUACUCCUUCCUUCCCGAUCUCCUGAUCUUCCGCAUGGUGAUCAUCUGCUUUAUGAGUGUUCACAGCCUCAAGAGGGCAGGUUCAAAGCAGUACAGUGCAGCCAUUGCUUUCACACUGGCCCUCUUCUCUCACCUGAUAAAUCACGUCAAUAUGCGGCUGCAGGCAGAGCUGGAAGAAGGGGAAAAUCCAGUCCCAGCUUUUCAGAAUGAUGGCACAGAUGACCAGGAGCCGCGGGAGCCUUUGAACUCGAUUGAGAAAGAAGCCGAAGCUGAGUUGGCCAAUCACCAGCCCAAAGAGGAACAGCGGAAGAAUGACUGCAAGAAAAGCAAGAAAUACUCUCGCCUCUCCUGUUUGCGUCGCCGUCGCCACCCCCAGAAGGUGGAUGAGAGCGACCUGAGUGAGGGCUUUGACUCUGACUCCAGCCAGGGCUCUACAAAGGGCAGCGAUGGCUCAGAAAGUGGCUCAGAGAAGAGUGACGAGGAAGCAGAAGCUGCUUUUGAUGUGGAGACGGACUCUGACAUGAACAGCCAAGAAUCUCGGUCUGACUUGGAGGACAUGGAAGAUGAGCCGGGUGAGGAGGGAAGCAGCCGAGGCAAAAGUGGGCCCAAAGAGGCCUUAAAAAACUGUGUAGAUGGCAGUGGGCUUGGGGACUCUAAGAUCCCGAGCAUCUCUAAAACUGAGACCCCAGAUUCGGCAGUGAAUGGACCCGUUUCCCUGAGCACUAACGACGCGAGCAUAGCCAGUAACCUCCAAGCCAUGUCCACCCAGCUGUUUCAGACCAAACGCUGCUUUCGCUUGGCUCCCACUUUCAGCAACAUCCUUCUGAAACCAAACUGUGAGCCAGCUGUCUUAAAGGAUGGGCUGGACACCAAGCCAUGCGUCAACGGAGAUCUGGAGAAACCCAGCUUGGCAGAGCAAGACGAUGUGUCCGACUCUGAGGAGAGCAUUUCAAGUAACAAAUCCUGCAGGAACGAGCGAUCCCUCCAGGAGAAGCUGGAGAUCGUGACCAACGAGGGGCUGCUUCUCACCGUCAAGGUGUUCCUGGACUGGCUGAGGACAAACACAGACCUCAUCAUCAUGUGUGCUCAGAGCUCUCAGAGCCUGUGGAACAGGCUGUCUGUGCUCCUGAACCUUCUGCCUUCUGCUGCAGACCUGCAGGAAUCAGGACUGGACCUUUGUAAUGAAGUCAAGGACAUGCUGAGCGGCGCCGAGCUGCCAGACCUGCACACCAACUUGCUGCUCCCAGAAGAUGUGGCCCUGCGAAAUCUGCCCCCUCUGAAAAAUGCACACAAGAGGUUUAACUUCGAGCAGGACCGACCGAUUUUCUCAGCAGUGGAGGAGUCUGUUGUUCGGAUUUGCUGCAUUCGGAGCUUUGGCCACUUCAUUACCCGCUUGCAGGGCAGCAUCCUGCAGUUCAACUCAGAGCUUGGGAUCUUCAUCAGCAUAGCACAGUCAGAGCAAGACAACUUGCUGCACCAGGCCCAAGCCCAGUUUCACAUGGCUGCAGAGGAAGCUCGACGGAACAGGCUAAUGAGAGAUAUGGCUCAGCUUCGAUUGCAGCUGGAGGUUUCUCAGCUGGAGGGAAGUCUCCAGCAGCCCAAAGCACAGUCAGCCAUGUCUCCUUACCUUGUCCCGGACACCCAGGCCCUCUGCCAGCACCUGGCUGUGGUCAAGCAGCUGGCCACCAGCGGGAGGUUCAUAAUCAUCAUCCCUCGAAUAGUGAUCGAUGGCUUAGACUUCCUGAAAAAGGAUAACGCAGGUGCUCGGGACAGCAUCCGGUAUCUGGAGGCAGAAUUUAAAAAGGGAAACAGGUACAUUCGUUGCCAGAAAGAUGUCGGGAAGAGCUUCGAGAGGCAUAAAUUGAAGAGACAGGAUUUAGACGCCUGGAAUCUCUAUAAAAUCCUGGACAGCUGCAAACAGCUGACGGUGUCCCAAGGGAACGGAGAGGAUGACACCACGGGGAUGGUCACCAUCAUCACAGGCUUUCAGCUGGAAGACCCAAGCACGCUUUCAGCACCCAUGCAGUCUGCCAUCCAGGCAGCCACCAGCGCCAGCGUAGAAAUAAAAAACGUUCUGGAGUUCUACAAGCAGUGGAAAGAGAUGGGCUGAUGUUCAGAAGGGCAUCGGGUUGGUGUACCUUUCUCUCCCCCUCUCGGAACGUGCAGCGUCUGAACAAAGGAAACAAACAUCCAGGCGACACUCAGCCACGAAGCAGCAGCAGCAGCAGCAACGACAAUAAGAAAAAUACCUUCAAAAAUUAAAAAAAAAAAGAAGAAAAUAAUAAAAAAAAAAAUCAAAUCUGAUUCGGCACGCACACGGACACCCGCCACCUGCACCCCAACCAGACGGCUGCACAUCUCUGACGGCGCCAACUGCUCUGAGAAGAGAGAGGCAACCUCGGCACGGCCGAGGCAGAGCUCUGCCCUUCUCCCAGUCGGCAGGGACGGGCGAGAGACGGGCAGUCAUCCAUUUUUUCCCCCCUUCCUUCCCCACCAAAAGCUUGCUUGGUCAGCUGAAAUGGGCAGGCGGCUUCAAAGCGUGGACUCGACUUAAACGGAACCGAACCAGCAGAGCAGACACGGAGCCCCCCGAGCUUGGCAAAGAAGAUCCAAAGAGUGUUGAGCUUUUGCUUGGCAAUCUGGUGACAGGAAAACGUACUUUUUUUUUCUCUUUUUUUCCCCUUUGAAUGAAUUAUUUUUCAAGGAUUUUUUUUUUCCUUUUCAAUCCUUAGUUUUUCUAUCUAUAAAUAAUAUUAAAAAAAAAAAAAAGAAGUGGAGUUCCUUUGGGGUUCUGGAUACUCUUCCAAUGUCAGAGAGAAAAGGAGACAAUGAUGCUAUUUAAAAGGGGGGGGAAAAAAGCUCUUAAUAUAAUUUUUUGUUUUUUGGAACAAGCAUAUUUAUUUCCUUUCCCUGUCCCCAUGGAGCGGGCUCAGUGCAAAGGGAUGUUGGCCUGCGAGAAGAGCGCUGCGCCCGUGGCCUUGGUGCACAUCCUUGCUUCCUCGACGAGCUGCACACUUCACGAGCAGUAAGGGAUCGACCAGGCUGCUCGAGAGAGGUGAAAAGGACUCUUCCCCUGCCUUUUUUCUCCUUUUCCCCCUUCCCCGCUCCCUCCCGCUUCUUUGCUUCCAGCCUCAGGCCUUGGAGGAAAGGAGUCGAGUCCAGCAGAGCUGCUGGAAGAGGAAGAACCACGCAGGAUUCAAGCCCCAGUGAGGCUCAACCACUCGGUUGGAAUGCAGAGACUGAGAUGGAUCAAACCAGCAGACACCAACAGUCCCAAUGCCUCUUUUUUUUUUCCUUUUUUUCCUUUUUUUUCCCCUUUUUUUAAACCUUGCAGUGAGGCGUUAACGGAGGAAGCAGGAUCUCAAAGCCAUUCUCUAUUCUGCUGGCUGUUCUGCCACCACUGCUGCUACGUCCUGCUGGAGAGGGUGGCAGAACUGGAGUGGUCGUCGUGUUCCCCCCUCCUCGCAGCUCACAAACUGUCCAGUGCUUUUAGCAUCCCGCGAAGAAGGGAAGCUGCUCCACGGCUGGAUGCUGGAAGAUCAAAACUCCCCGCCUGAGCUUUCGAGGGCCCUUUCAGACCUCCAUCCACCUCCAGCAACCUGCGUUUGACGUCCCGUCACGUGCUGAUGCCUGGAAAUGAAGACACGGGUUGCUCCCAAGACAGCUUGAGCGGUGGGAGACGGGGCCGAAGGGCCUCUUGGUAAUUCAUCUGCGGCAACGGGAUGGAGAUCCAGCUGUCUCUGCCCACGUGAGCUAACAGCAGCUAUGCAAGUCAAAACCACUAGUCCUCUCCGCUCGGUUGUUUUUCACGUGGGCCAGCCAGAAGCUGCUCCAAAAGCCUUCCUCCCGCCAUGCGUUGUACUGGAGUUGGCAGGAUGUUCCUUGUUUUCAGGUAAAAAAAAAGAAAAAAAAAAAACAAAGGAAACAUAGCACAAGUCCCAGCUGCUUCGUUUGUCUUGUAUUUUGUGUUCCCUUUGCAGCAUGCAGCCUGGUAGCACAGCGGGGAGAGAAUGCCAAGCUUUAAAUUACGCCCGGAGCUGGCCCCAGCAGGGCCACGCACUCGAGGAAAGGCGAGGGGAGAGGGGAGAGGAGAGGGACAGCGUUUCCCUGCUGAUUUUUUUCCUUUUGCAGCUUCUCCCAAAAACCUGCAGGGCUUUCCUUGGCUAAACCAAGGAACCGCCACCAGUCAAAGACUCCGGCUCUUCCUGGGCACGGUUCAGAGAUCUCAGGCGGGCUGUGAAGCUGGUCGCUCCCCCCGUGCUCCCAAUUUUUUUUUAUUUUGAAGCUGUUUCUUUGUCCUAGCUCCUUCUUUUUAAUUGAUGGGGAUGGGAGAAGAAAAGAGAAGCCCCCUGUGGGCCUGGGAGCAGAGCAGGGACCCCCUCCCCUCUGGGGGCCUGGAGAGUGCUGAAAUGCCCUCCUUGUUCACUAGGGGCCUGGCUCAGUGGGAUUUUUUUUUCCCCCUUUUUUUUUUUUUCCCCUGCUGCUGAAGAAAACCAUCCUCCUCCGUGCUGCAGGGCAGAAGGGGCUGCAGCCUGCACCUCCCUGGUGGAGCCCAGCUGGGGUUGCAGUCCCCAGGCUCAACUCCCGUUCCCUUCUUGGCACCUAGUGCCAAGUGUGGAGGGUUUUGGGGGGGUGUUGCUGCUCUGAAAGCCGGAGGCUGAGGUUUGGGGACGUUUUUCAGCUUUGCCCUGGGCCUGGUGCUCCCUUGGCUGGAGCUGGAGGAGGGGGAAACGCAAAUAAAGCAGUGCCCAAAAGGGAAUUCCCCUCGUGCUGGCGGUGAGAGCGUCUCGGUUCUUCCUGGAGCUGCUGGGGGGGGACAGGACCAGGGCUGGGGGCCAGGGCUGGAGCUGUCCCCAAACAAAUAAAUUGGCCAUUUCUGCACCAAACCCUCUUACGAAGCCCCAGGGCAGGCUCAGAGGGAUUUUUCCUGAAAGGCAGCGAGGCUGUGCCCCCGUUCUCCUCAUCCACACCCCCUAGAGCCUGCCCUGCUCUCCGGAGGGGUUGUUUUAAUAUAACCCCAAUGUGUUUUUUUCCACCUGGAGAGGAAGAAAAAGCCCCAGCCCUUCAAAGGGACAUCUUAAAAACCGCCAACAAGCCCAAGGGGAGGUGGCAAGCUGCCGGAGGCUCAGCUUGGCACCUUUAAGGUCAGAUUAAGGGAAGAUGCUGAGCCCAGGACCCCUGCUCCGUGGUUUCCCCACAGCCUGGGGCAGCCCUCGAGCCUUGCAAAAACCCCUUCUGAUGCACUGCUCAGCCACACGGUGCUAUUCCCCUGGCCCUGAGCGUUUUAGGACUGGCUCCGAGCUUGCCCCAUCACCCCCUCCAUGCUGGGAAGCAGAGCAAAAAAAUAAGAGGAAAAAAAAAAAGGUAAUUUGCGGGCUAAAAGCGCUGUUUUUACUGUGUUUUCACGGGCUGUGCCAAGCGCCUCUUCCUGCCUUCCCAUCCUUGGAUGCCACCUGCAACGCCGCGGAUUUUUGGCUCUUUUUCCCUUCUGAACAUCCAGCAGAACUGCCCCGGGGAUGGGAGGAGGAAAUGGGGUGGGCAAAAAUUGGGGUGGCUGCAAGAAUGAGCGAGGGGGGAGGGCUGGAGCCCUGCGCCGCGGGUCCUGCCUCUGGCUGCGAGGCACGAGGCAGCGUCUCCCCUUCCAGCCUCCUUUUUGGAGCCCAGACGAAGCCCAGGCUGUGGAUUUGUGCCCGGGUUGCUCUUGCUGGGGGGCCGAGGGCACCUCCAGGCGGGACGAGGAGCUCGGGGGCUCUCACGGCGUGUGUCUGGAUGCGGACACGGCGGCUGGCUCAAUAAAACACACGACGUUUGUA